CCACAAAAUUAUCUGCAACAGAACCAAUCACGUACCCAAAUCCAACCAUAGAGUGACAAACCCAAAUCCAACCUCAGAGCCACAGAGAUUGGUGAUGUCUGCUCCUGCGGUGAAGAGUGUCGCCGUCUCGGCUUUUCGGGAGGUGCUCCACCGUGUUCGGCAGGCGGCGGAGAGGCCCGGUCGCCGGCCCGACGAGGUGAGGGUGGUGGCAGUGAGCAAGACCAAGCCUAACUCUCUCAUCCGUCAAGUCUACGACGCUGGUCAUCGCUGUUUCGGCGAAUACUACGUCCAAGAAAUCAUAGAUAAAGCACCUCAGCUUCUGAGGACAUUGAGUGGCACUUUGUUGGGCAUUUGCAGAGCAAUAAAGUGAAACCACUUUUGGGUAAUGUACCAAUAUGAUUGUAAUUGUCACACAUUCUUUCACGUCCUUACAAUGUUUUGUAAUGUUUCUCUGGAUUAUAAAUAUCCUGACUUCAUAGUUUA
Cornus florida is the source of this 483-nucleotide messenger RNA. RefSeq lists its product as uncharacterized. The record is from RefSeq and is a predicted model, not a curated record. Gene Ontology annotation, molecular function: pyridoxal phosphate binding. NCBI's taxonomy places the organism in Eukaryota, Viridiplantae, Streptophyta, Magnoliopsida, Cornales, Cornaceae. The transcript has 2 exons. Bases 95 to 370 code for a protein of 91 amino acids. Gene Ontology annotation, cellular component: intracellular anatomical structure.